Molecule: messenger RNA, 339 nt
Organism: Striga hermonthica
Lineage: Eukaryota; Viridiplantae; Streptophyta; Magnoliopsida; Lamiales; Orobanchaceae
Source: the annotation of a GenBank genome assembly
UUUGAUCCCGCUCCGUACAACAGCUCGUCGACGGCGAUGACGAGGGGGACCGUUGUAGUGGGGGAAACGAAUGGACCGUGUUUGACUAUAUCCAUCCGUGCUGGAGGCCUAGCCACCAACUCCAGCUACUCGCACGAUGGCUCCGGGGAAACGUGCCAGCCUUACGAACCUGCCGUGGAAAUAUCAGGCUACGAGAAAGUGCCUUCCAACAACGAUACGACCCUGAUGGAGGUCGUUGCACGUCAAUCGGUGUCGGCCAACAUCGACUCCGACUGCACCGAGUUUUGGGAUUACACGAGCGAUGUGCUUGCGGUUGAUCAGGGGAACAUCUUAUUAUAA